This is a messenger RNA of Tinamus guttatus (white-throated tinamou), 1593 nucleotides long. The record is from RefSeq and is a predicted model, not a curated record. Lineage: Eukaryota; Metazoa; Chordata; Aves; Tinamiformes; Tinamidae.
UGCCAUGGCCAGCUCCUCGGACAGCGAAGAUGAUGGUUUCAUGGCCGUGGACCCCGAAGACGCCGCGGUCGAAGGGACGAUGGAGCAAGACGACGAGCCUCACGCCGAGCUGGAGCUGCAGGAGAGCAGGCACAACAGAUCCAUGCUGGAGCUCCCAGAGGAGGUUCUGGAAUACAUCCUCUCCUUCCUCUCGCCCUACCAGGAGCACAAAACCGCCGCCCUUGUCUGCAAACAGUGGUAUCGGCUGAUCAAAGGUGUGGCCCACCAGUGCUACCACGGCUUUAUCAAAGCGGUGCACGAAGGAAAUAUCCAGUGGGAGAGCCGCACUUACCCCUAUCCCGGGACCCCCAUCACGCAACGCUUCUCGCACAGUGCGUGCUACUAUGACGCUAAUCAGUCCAUGUACGUGUUUGGGGGCUGCACGCAGAGCAGUUGCAAUGCUGCGUUCAACGAUCUCUGGAGGCUUGACCUGAAUAGCAAAGAGUGGAUCCGGCCCCUGGCGUCAGGUUCCUACCCCUCGCCCAAGGCUGGGGCCACCUUGGUCGUCUACAAGGACCUGCUCGUGCUCUUCGGCGGGUGGACGCGGCCCAGCCCUUACCCCCUGCACCAGCCCGAGAGGUUCUUCGAUGAAAUCCACACCUACUCGCCCUCCAAAAACUGGUGGAACUGCAUCGUCACCACCCACGGCCCCCCUCCCAUGGCGGGACACUCCUCCUGUGUCAUCGAAGACAAAAUGAUCGUCUUCGGGGGCUCGCUGGGCUCUCGGCAAAUGAGCAACGACGUGUGGGUGCUGGAUCUCGAGCAGUGGGCCUGGUCCAAGCCCAGCAUCUCCGGGCCCAGCCCUCACCCGCGAGGCGGCCAGUCUCAGAUUGUAAUAGAUGACGAAACCAUCUUAAUCCUCGGCGGCUGCGGUGGCCCCAACGCACUCUUCAAGGACGCCUGGCUGCUGCACAUGCGGACGAACCCCUGGACGUGGCAGGCGCUCAAGGUGGAGAACGAGGACCACGGCGCGCCGGAGCUGUGGUGCCAUCCCGCUUGCAGGGUGGGACAGUGCGUCGUGGUCUUCAGCCAGGCGCCCAGCGGCCGCGCUCCGCUGAGCCCCAGCUUGAACUCCCGGCCGUCUCCCAUCAGCGCCACGCCGCCCGCGCUGGUGCCCGACACGCGCGAGUACCGCUCGCAGUCCCCCGUGCGGAGCGCCGACGAGGCUCCCUGCGUCAACGGCCGCUGGGGCAACCUGGGCCCCAGGCCGCCCUCGGCGCCGGGCGACGCGCACUCCCUGCCGGCCAUCGCGCGCCGCCUGGGCCACCACCCUCCGCAGUCCCUCAACGUGGGCAAGCCCCUGUACCAGAGCAUGAACUGCAAGCCCAUGCAGAUGUACGUGCUGGACAUCAAAGAGACCAAGGAGAAGGGCCGCGUCAAGUGGAAGGUGUUCAGCAGCAGCGCCGUGGUGGGGCCGCCCGAGACCAGUUUACACACGGUGGUGCAAGGCAGAGGGGAGCUCAUCAUUUUCGGGGGCCUCAUGGACAAGAAACAGAACGUGAAGUACUAUCCCAAAACCAAUGCCUUGUACUUUGUGCGAGCAAAGAGAUAAUG